Messenger RNA from Cynocephalus volans (Philippine flying lemur), 585 nucleotides. RefSeq names its product lymphotoxin alpha (gene LTA). The record is from RefSeq and is a predicted model, not a curated record. Bases 1 to 585 code for a protein of 194 amino acids. NCBI's taxonomy places the organism in Eukaryota, Metazoa, Chordata, Mammalia, Dermoptera, Cynocephalidae. Gene Ontology annotation, molecular function: tumor necrosis factor receptor binding. Gene Ontology annotation, biological process: immune response. The transcript has 3 exons. Gene Ontology annotation, cellular component: membrane.
AUGACACCACCUGGACGUCUCUACCUCCCAAGGGCAUAUGGCGCCCUCCUCCUCCCCCUCCUUCUGGGGCUGCUGCUGGCCCUGCCGCCUGGGGCCCAGGGGCUCCCCAGUGUCGGCCUCUCACACUCAGCUGCACAGACUGACCCCAGCACCCUCAAACCUGCUGCUCACCUCGUUGGAGACACCAGAUCACAGGACUCACUGCACUGGAAAGUGAAUGUGGAUCGUGCCUUCCUCCAACAUGGCUUCUCUAUGAGCAACAACUCCCUCCUGAUCCCCACCAAUGGCCUCUAUUUCGUCUACUCCCAGGUGGUCUUCUCUGGGGAAGCCUGUUCCCCAAAGGUCACCCCUAUCUUUUUGGCGCAUGAGGUCCGGCUCUUAUCCCCCCAGUACCCCUUGUUCGUGCCUAUCCUCAGCACCCAGAAGUUUGCGUGCACAGGGCCGCAGAGACCUUGGGUGCACUCAAUGUACAGUGGGGCUGUGUUCCUGCUCAGCCAGGGAGACCAGCUAUCCACUUACACAACGAGCAUCUCCCACCUAGUCAUCAGCCCCAGUACUGUCUUCUUUGGAGCUUUUGCUGUAUAG